This is a messenger RNA of Nyctereutes procyonoides (raccoon dog), 4350 nucleotides long. RefSeq names its product maestro heat-like repeat family member 5. Gene Ontology annotation, cellular component: cytoplasm. NCBI's taxonomy places the organism in Eukaryota, Metazoa, Chordata, Mammalia, Carnivora, Canidae. The coding region runs from base 1 to 4350 and encodes 1449 amino acids. The record is from RefSeq and is a predicted model, not a curated record. The transcript has 33 exons.
AUGGACGGGCAGCAUUCGGAAAAGUCACAGAGCGACACCACGGCUGAUAGGACGUCAUCAGCCAUGUCCCAGAACCCCAGGGCAGCCCAGCGCCAGGCUGGGACACAACGGACAGUAGUGCAAAGACGGGCGCAUCCUGAGGAAGGCACCCCUCGGCCAUCGGGCAGCUCCACCUGCCUGGGCCCCGGGGAGGCCGGUGGGGGAGCAGGUCAGAGGCCGGCGGGCGCCCUCCCCUGCCAGCUCAGACCCCCCACCCAGGGUGCCCUCCGUGGGCCCCAAGGCGGGCCCGGCUCUCCCGACUAUCCCCGGCGGGUUCCGGUGCAGGAUUCCCAGGGGAGCCGGGCCCCAACCCGUGGCAGCAGCCAGCCUCCAUCGGAAAAGCCGCGCUUCCUGGGAGCGGCAGGGAAGUGGCUGGUUUGUGCGAGAGGCCGUGUGUUCUGGGACAGGUCACUGGGCCUGUCUGGGUCUCGGCACCGCGUGGGGUGGGUGUGCGAGGACUGCAUGGAGUGUGAUGAGGUGGGGCUGGAGGGUGGGAGAAUCUCCUCCCCUAUCUCCAGAUCCAUGAAGGACCUGUCUUGUAUGAAGGUACCUCAGGACCCUGCUUACAGGGACAGACAGGCACACCCCACCACCAUUCUUCUCUGCAAGUCACGGAGCAGCCAGGCUGCUCUGAUGCCCAAGGAGCACAAGAUGUUCAUGGAGGAAGCCUACAAUGCAGCCAUUUGCUUCAAGAUGCUCCGUGACCUGAAUGGGUCAGAUCCCCUCCAUCUGAAGUACAUCAUCAAGAAGAUCAAAGGCAUGGCUUACAGAGCCCCCAACCUGGUGCUGGAAACCAUCCAUGACUACUUGGUAGACAAUCCAGAGAUCUCCUCCCGGCACAAGUUCCGGCUGUUCCAUGUCCUGGAGGCAGUCAUUGAAGCCAGCAACUCCCUGGAAGAGGCCUGGCAGAAAUCAUUCAUGCAGCUGGCCCUGGAGAACAUGACCAAGUCCACGGAGCUGGAGGAGGUGUACCAGGACGCGGCCAGCGACGUGCUGCUGGCCAUCUGUAGGCACUCAUGGCGCAUGGUGGCCCAGCACCUGGAGACCGAGGUCCUGACGGGCGUCUUCCCUCACCGCAGCCUCCUCUACGUGAUGGGCAUCCUGACCUCGAAUGAGGCCAUCUUCAAUGAAGGAGAGAAGGCAUGCUGGGAAGAGCAGCUGGCCCAGUUGGCCGUCAAGUCGGUCCAGUUCCUGAACACAGACGUGUGGUCCAAGGAGCUGCUGUUGGCACUCACCAAGCCUGACCGGACACAUCAGGAGCAGCCCCCCGAGAAGGCUUUUCUGUUCAUCUACUAUGGGCUGAUCCUUCAAGCUGAGGACAACAGCACCACCGUCAGGACACACCUGAGAACCCUCCUGGACACGUCUCAUCAGUGGCCCAAGCAGAGGGAGGGUAUCGCACUCACCAUAGGGCUGGCCGCAGCCCGCCACCUGGACCACGUCUGGGCUGUCCUGGAGCAGUUUGGCCGCAGCACACCCAUUAAAUGGAGCCUCCACAGCUUCUGCCUGAAGAAUGCAGAGGACCUCCAGUGGAAGUGGGCCAGCAGUACCAUCCUCCUGUCCUACGGUCAGAUGGCGGUCAGGGCCAAGGCGCACAUCCUCCCGUGGGUGGACAACAUCCUGUCGCGGAUGGUCUUCUAUUUCCACUACAGCUCCUGGGACGAGACCCUGAAGCAGAGCUUCCUCAGUGCCGUCCUCAUGCUGGUGGGGGCCAUCAACCGUAAUGAGGGGGCCCACAGCUAUGAGUUCUCCCAGGUGUCUGAGCUCCUCGAUUGUCUGAUGGUUUUGAUGGAGAAGGAACCUCGGGACACGCUGUGCACGCCAACCCGCCAGCAGACCAUUCACAUCAUCUCCAACCUCUGUAAGCUGAGGCCGCCCCUGGACUUGGAGAAGAAGUCACAGCUGCUGUCCACCUGCCUCCACAGCGUGUUGGCCCUGCCACUGCUAGACGUCCUGGAGAAACACACCUGUCUCUUUCUAGAGCCGCCCAACAUACAGACCCUCUACAACAAGACCUCAAGCGCCCUGGACCAGUUGCUGCAGAGCUUCAUCAUGCAGAGCCCCACGACCGACGAGCUGCACUUACUGCUGUCGCACCUGUACCCCUGGCUGGCGUCGGAGAAGGCUCAGGAGCGGCAGCGGGCUGUGGGCCGCAGCACCGCCCUCCUCAGAUUCCUGAGCCACAGCCACUCCCUGGACCCAAAAGAGGACUUCAGGCGGAUUGGGCAGCUGGUGGGCAUGCUGGGGAUUUUGUGCCAGGACCCAGACAGGGCCAUCCAGCACUCCAGCAUGGAAGGGCUGGGCCACCUGUAUCAGCUCCUAACAAACCAGACAGCCAGGGCAGCUCCGAUGGUGAACACGCAAGCCCCCAAGCAGCUUUCCCCAGCCACCGUGGAUGGGGCUCCCAUCUGGAACAGCGGAGACCAGAAGACAGCUCCCCCCACCCCUCCGGAGAUGACAUUCCCAAAGGAUCGCAUCUUCCAGCUUGACAGCUCCCAAGUCAUCAAGGAGGUCAUGAAGCAUCUCACGAAGGCAGAGCUGACCGACCUCAUCUGGACAGCCAUCGAAGGCCUGGGCUCCGCCAGCCCCUUCCGCAUUCAGGCAGCCGCCGACAUGCUGCUCACCACCAUCAGGGAGCACGGGGCCAAGCUGGAGACCGUUGCCAACCUGGGCCGGGCCAUCCACUUGCAGCUCUGCUCUGUCCGCAUCCCCCAAGCCAAGGAAAAGGCUCUGCACGCCAUCACCCUGCUGGCCCGGACCCACACCCCCGAGCUGGUGGCCACCUUCCUGGACUUCUCCAUACCCCUGGACAGCCACGCCUUCCGCUUGUGGAGGGCCCUGGGGGCCGAGCAGCCCGUGAGUCGCCAGGUACUGGCCGUGCUGCUGACCUGGCUGCAGGAGCGGCCCCUGCCCCCCGGGCCCCGAGAUGGCGGCCCCCAGCCCAAGGACAAGCCCUGCCCGCGCUCGCUCGCUGCCAUGAACAUGCUGCAUGAGCUGCAGUUUGCGCGGGAGUUCAAGAAGGCCGUGCAGGAGGCCUUCCCGCAGCUCCUCCUGGCCCUGCUCACCCAGCUGCACUACACCCUGGAGCUGCACCUGCCCCGGGAGCCUGACCCCCCAAUCCCAGGGCAGCAGGCACCCUCCCCAGGGCAGGGCUGGCCAGUGACCCCCCCAUCCCACUGCAGCACGUCCCUGGAAGCACUGAAAAGCCUGCUGUCCACCACGGGCCACUGGCAGGACUUCGCUCACCUGGAGCUGCAGGGCGCCUGGAAGCUCUUCUCCACCCUCGACACCUACCCACAGGGCGUGAGUCUCCUCACCAGGGCCAUGGUGCAAAACCACUGCAAGCAGAUCAAGGCCGUGACCAGCCAGCUGCUGCCCAAUCUGCAGAGCAAGGAGGCACGGGAGCGGAAGGUGGCCAUCCUCAUCCUCACUGAGUUCCUCUACAGUCCCACCCUGCUGGAGGUGCUCCCCAGGCAGGCUGCCCUGAUUGUACUGGCCCGAAGCCUCAGGGACCCCAGCCCCGAGGUCCGCGUGUUGAGCCUGCAGGGCCUGGGAAACAUCCUCUUCCACCCAGAGAAGGAAAGCCUGCUCCGCAGACAGCUGCCGCCCUUCCUCGACGGCUUCUUCCAGAACAACGAGCAGGUGGUCGUGCAGGUCAUGGGCACCGUGUCGGACGUGCUGCACCGCUUAGGCGCACACAGCGCCGCCGCCCAAAGCCUGGGGGUCGCCAUCAAUGCCCGCUCCUUUUUCGACGACGAACGGGACGGCAUCCGGGCGGCGGCCAUAGCAUUGUUCGGGGACCUGGUGGCCGCGAUGGCGGGCAAGGAGCUAAGCAGCCUGCGGACCCAGGUCCACCAGAGCAUGGUGCCCCUCCUCCUGCACCUGAAGGACCACUGUCCGGGUGUCGUCACGCAGGCCAAGUUCACCCUGUACCGCUGCGCGGUGCUGCUCCACUGGCGGCUCCGGCACACGCUCUUCUGCACGCUGGCGUGGGAGAGGGGCCUCAGUGCCCGCCACUUCCUCUGGACCUGCCUGAUGACCCACAGCCAGGAGGAGUUCGGCAUCCACCUGGCGCAGGCCCUCAGCUACCUGCACAGCCGCCACCGACACAUCAAGACCUGGGCAGCGCUCUUCAUAGGUUACACCAUCUGCUACCACCCCCAGGCCGUGUCCCAGAUGGUGAGCAGCCUCGACACAAACCUGCUGUUCUCCACUUUUGAAGAUCUCAAAAAAGACCCGGAGCCCGGCAUCCGAGUAUUCGCCACCAGGCAGCUCUGCUUCCUCCAGAAGGUGGCGGCCAGACCGCAGUGA